Messenger RNA from Pseudophryne corroboree (corroboree frog), 2298 nucleotides. It is a transcript of the gene SPCS2, whose product is annotated as signal peptidase complex subunit 2. Bases 80 to 694 code for a protein of 204 amino acids. Gene Ontology annotation, cellular component: membrane; signal peptidase complex. Lineage: Eukaryota; Metazoa; Chordata; Amphibia; Anura; Myobatrachidae. The transcript has 5 exons. Gene Ontology annotation, biological process: protein targeting to ER. The record is from RefSeq and is a predicted model, not a curated record.
GUGGGCGGUGCCUAGACGUCACUGCGCGGAGGCGACCAAUCAGCGGCUGCCAGCUCAGGAGACAGCGGGAUGAGACAAGAUGGCGGCCAGAGGCGGCAGGAACGGGCUCCUGGAGAAAUCCCCUCAGUGGAAAAUCGACGACAAACCAGUAAAAGUUGACAAGUGGGAUGGAUCCGCUGUAAAGAACUCAUUGGAUGAUGCCGCGAAAAAGGUUCUCCUAGAGAAGUACAAGUACGUGGAGAACUUCUGCCUGAUUGACGGCCGCCUCAUAAUUUGCACCAUCUCCUGCGUCUUCGCCAUCGUGGCCUUGGUGUGGGAUUAUUUGCAUCCUUUCCCAGAAUCCAAACCCGUUCUUGCCUUCUGCGUCAUAUCCUAUUUCCUGAUGAUGGGCGUCCUGACCGUUUAUACGUCAUACAAAGAGAAGAGCAUUUUCCUGGUGGCCCACAGGAAGGACCCGGCAGGGAUGGACCCUGAUGAUAUUUGGCAUCUCUCCUCUAGUCUGAAAAGGUUUGAUGACAAGUACACACUGAAAGUCACUUUCAUCAGCGGGAGAAAUAAAAUCCAGCGAGAUGCCGAGUUCACCAAAUCGAUAGCCAAAUUCUACGAUGAAAGCGGCACGUUGGUCAUGGACAUCUUUGAACCUGAAGUCUCCAAACUCCACGAUAGUUUGUCAAUGGAAAAGAAAACAAAAUAGGACGAGACGCCCGGGCCUUUCUGUCGCAUUACGCUUAAAGGAUGGAGCAGAAGUGACAAGAUAAAGGAAUGUUACCCCUUUCCUGCCUCAGGGCUCUCUUACUCCACGCGUUUCGCACACACAAGUUGCUGUAUACAGAGCUGUAGGGCUGACAACACGGUUCUGUUCUAAAAUUCUCCCAUGGCUGUCAAUGUCACUUUGUAAUUCCCAUAUAUAUAUAUUACAGCUUAUAUAAUGUUUGUUCAGAGAGUACCAACCCCUAGGAUUCCUUAAUGUUUCUCAGCUCAGGAGACAGCACGUAACCUUAUCCUACCCCAAGCACUGCCCUUCAUAAAUUGGAGUAAAAGCAUAUUACCUUUAAUCUUCUAGUGUCCAACACUUUUCAUAGAAUAUCUGACAAGAGAAUAGGACUGAGCCCCACCGUUCACUUGCAGAACUACAAUUCCCAUAAUGCUCUACCAGCUUCUGCGAGGGUAGUGUGUAGUCUAUUUCCAUCCAUUUAUCCUGAAUAUGUCUGUUCUAUCUGUAGGAUUUGUGGCUCUGUCAUAAGAUGAGAUGUGUACGCAGCAAUACAAUGUUACAAAGCCUGUUACAAAGGAACUGAGUACCAACCAGAGAGGAUCCAGAGAUAGAUAGUUUCUAUAGACUGGAAUACAUAUCUAUAUCUAUCUAUCUCUUUGUGCCUCAUGCCUCACUCAUAUCACUAAUUCCAUGUGAACCGAUGAGCUGUCUAUAUAUUUCUUCCCUGCAAAAUAUCCGCCUCCUUAUUUAGAGUAGGCGACAGCUACACUUUAGUCUCGGCUAACGUCUCGCGAGCACUUCAGGGGCCAGCUGUGAGGCAACUAGUUUAGUUAUGGUUGGAAUUGAAGUUAAAGUGUAAAAUAAAUAGCCUUGUGUGUUCCGCUUUGCUGCAUCCGAGACCACUGCUAGUGCGAAACGCGUGUGUCUGGUCACAGGGAACGGCUGGGCUCGUGUAUGGAAUUGAUCCUUGCCGAGUGACCUGAGGCCAUUGUAGGCACCUGGAUGCCUAGCAAAUAGAUGCAAGGUAUUUAUUUUAUUUUUGUAUUUUUAACUUCUUGAGCUUCACCCAGAAUUUUUUUGCAGCGUUAUCGUUCAGAUCCCAAUUCGUCCAUGCCACCAUAUAUAUAUAUAUAUAUAUAUAUAUAUAUAUAUAUAUAUAUAUAUACGCGAGACGCCGAGUUUUCCCGCUGGUGGUUGUGUAGAGGACGCGUGCAGUCACCUGCUCUUACUGGUACAUAUUUCAUGUGAAGUUUUCAGAGACAUUUACAUGACGCAUUUCGGGGCGAAACCUUUGUCGCAGAGAAUUCUGUCCAUUAUCUGUCUUUUAUUUAUUUGAUGGGACUAAAAGUUUUGUAUACUGUCAAAGGGGAAUUGUGAAGCCGUGAGGGCCGCCAGUCUGCUGUACGUGUAAAGCUUAGCUGUGUCUCAAGGCCGACAACUAUUAAUAAAGAAAAGAGCAGUUUUAGAUUCUGUUUCUGUUGUCUGAGGUCACGUUCCACUUCUGGACUUCUGUUUAGCGUUUUGUUUCUGAACUGCCGUUUUCUAAGUCUGUUUUUCCAAUAAAAGGAGAGAAGCGAUGCAAA